CCCCUUGGUUACGACGCGGCGCGUCACGUUACCAUGCUGGUGUGAGUUGGAACAACAACCAUGUGCGUGUAGAGUUUCUGGAGUAAAUCAAUAAUGGCCUGCCCGGAUUAUCUACCGCAAUUACCCCAGCGAAGUUACAGUUCCAACGACCUUCACGACUAUGGAGAGAAUUAUUGGAAAUAUUCUAUCUAUGGACACGGAAGGCUGGGGCCAGGCGGUCCCAUGCUGUUUACAGGUCCAGACGGCCUUUGGGAUCACAGGGUCCGCGUGCAGGACGAGUACCGCUACGUGGGGGAGGGCACCAUGUCCCCCCUAGGAACCAGCGAGGCAGCGUACCUGUGGCGGGCCCCCAGGGACUCCCCCCACCCCAAGCCUAAGUCUGCCCGUGUGGGAGAAGUUGGUUGGGGUGUGCCCAUGUUUACGGACUGGGGGGUGCCCCAGUCAGGCAGGCAAAUACAGUUGGGUGAAUUCCGUCAGUGGUGCGAAGACAGGCAUACACACUUAUUCCAAAACCCAUGGUACCCUGGUCCAAACGAUCCCAUAGAUCAGGACCCGGAUGAUGUGAUGGUUAUGAACGUGUACAGAUCACCUACCAGAACGCGGUCAUCAGCCUCGAUACGGAGGACGCGGAGACCCAUGGUGCCAGCAGCCACGCCUUUAUAUUCUAGUGGAUAUGGUAGUCAGAUGCAUUCGGGUCGCUCUCGGCCUCUUAGACUGUCUCAGUCGUCGGAACGGUCCACUGAAAAGGACGGUUAUUCUGAACAGUCGGAGAGCAACUAUGGUCGGGUGGACUCGGGCAGACCAGACACUAGCGCAGACAGGCCUUUGGGCAGAUCUCACAGUAGAGGUGAAUUAGAGCAGGAAGACUCGUCAUAUUCCAGACCCUCUAGCAGCCAGCGAGGCAGCCAUAGUCGCACAAGUUCUGCAGGCAGAAAAGGCGCGAGGUCUUCACUACCAGACUAUUAGGAACUCUGUCUUCAAAAAAAGUAAUGUAAGAAGAAUUGCUACAAAAGAAGAGCACAAAACGAUUAUGCAGGGAUCCUGAGAGAAUAACAGAUGUUGAAACAGGAAAGAAAUUGACUUGCUCAAUCCCACCGCUUCAUGCCAGCUAAGGCAUUUCUUUAAAAAUUGCUCAAAGCACAGUCUUUUGCAUUGUUGAGCCUAAUCAAAAUUAGUUUGAGAUACAAAUGAUUGUAAUUAAUAGCACAUUCCCGAUUUCAGAUUGCACACUGUGAUUUUAAAUAUUUUUUAUAUAACUGCCAGUGUAGUGGAUAACAAUUGGGUCUUUUUAUUGAAAGAAACGACUUGGCAUUGUGUGUGUGUGUGUGUGUGUGCACGGACGUGUAGGUUUAUUUACAUGAAUGUGUGUGUAUGUGUGUUUGUCUGCAUGAACGUGUGUGUGAAAGAGUAGGCCUAUUAGGGGAAACCAUGUGAAGAAAGUUCUAGUUUGGAUGUACAAUGCAUGCCUAACAUGUUAACAUGCUCACUAUUAAAAUUUUACACCAAAAAUUUAAGAGUCAACAUAAAUCUGAAGCUCAAAAAUUUACAAAGAAGUGAGUCAGUUUCAUUUUGUCUAAAAAACUUUUUUGCUCAAGAAUAUAUGGUCUUUUGAGAAACGACCAAAAAAGAAAUUAUCAAAACUAAACAGUUUUUCAAAGAUCUCAUUUUUUAACAGCAGCAUCUUUUAGCAAUGGGAAUAAUUAUAUGUCAUAGCUUUAUCAUGUGGAAUUUAUGUUUGAAUCUUAUAUUACACAAGUCAAAUGAAGAAUUCUGGUCAUUUCACUUAUUUAAAUGUCACUUGUUAAAUCUCACAUGAUUUAAAGUCUUCCAUAAAGUGUUUUACACAAAGAUUUAAGACAAAGUAGCAUGUUUUCAAUAUGGAAAUGGCUCCAGCACAUGAAUACUGUAGAUUGAGAAUGUAGUACUUAGAGGGUCAGAAUAACACAAAAUGUAGCUUAAGAAAAGAAAUAGAACUUUCAGCAAUUCCUUGACCAUUUGUCUCAUGAUAUAUACUGGUAGCUUUGUUUUGCUCAAUACUUUUUUAUAUUUAACUGCAGUAUAUCUCUUUGGUUUGAAAAUCUGUGUUAUCAUAUAUUCUCUGAUAUUGCUGUAAUAAAACUGAAUA
This is a messenger RNA of Lingula anatina, 2125 nucleotides long. RefSeq lists its product as uncharacterized. Lineage: Eukaryota; Metazoa; Brachiopoda; Lingulata; Lingulida; Lingulidae. The record is from RefSeq and is a predicted model, not a curated record.